Myotis myotis is the source of this 8141-nucleotide messenger RNA. It is a transcript of the gene EPB41L1, whose product is annotated as erythrocyte membrane protein band 4.1 like 1. The coding region runs from base 1745 to 4813 and encodes 1022 amino acids. Lineage: Eukaryota; Metazoa; Chordata; Mammalia; Chiroptera; Vespertilionidae. The record is from RefSeq and is a predicted model, not a curated record. The transcript has 10 exons. Gene Ontology annotation, cellular component: cytoskeleton; plasma membrane. Gene Ontology annotation, biological process: cortical actin cytoskeleton organization. Gene Ontology annotation, molecular function: structural molecule activity; actin binding.
CACAAAGUAAUUAAAUAUAAGUACAUUUCCCUUUUUUCCCCGUAUACAAUCUUUCUGUUCUGUGCCAGCUCCCAUCCCACUCAGCCUAGAAACUGUUUUCUAGUUAGACUUGGGGCAAGAAUAUUCCAGAUGGGACUUCGUGGACUGCCUUUGGCUAUCCUUGCCAGGCUGAUGAUACCAGUACACGCUGAGACGGGAGCAACUAAAGGCACUUGCUUCCCAAGUCGAGGAGAAGAGAGGCCUGGCGUCUGUAGGCUCUCAGAGCACUUCUCUCUGGGAAAGUCGGAGCGCUGUGGUCCUGAAAGCUUAACAAUCUGAAGUAAAAUCUCAGAAUCUACCCCCCACUUUAUCUGGGCCUUCCCCCUUCCUUUUAUCUCUCUUUUCUGUUGGCGAGAAUCUCUUUAUGUGGUUUGCUUCCCUGAUAGUCAUGGAGAUUUUGCUGAAAUGGAGUGGGGGAAUGGAGGUAAGAGGGUUACAGUGUUCCCUUGAUCCUGCAGAAUCCUUUAGGUCUGAUGGGAUCUUGCCUCACCAAGUCAUAAACCUGAAUCGGAGCUCAAGGUCAGAUAAACUUCCCCAGCUUGUUGUCGGGAGCAGUUUGGGGCACAUCUUACCGUGGAUACAUCUCACAGAACUUGGACUCAGAGAAGGUUCUAGGCCUGCCUUUGCACGAGCUCACUCUCUGACGUUGGGCAUGGUGCUCACCUUCCCCAGGCCUCAGUUUCCACAUCUCUACCAUGAGGGGCUGACUCAGAGCCGUGAUUUCAAAGGAGGAAAGUACCUCAGGGCACUAGGCCCCCAACUUCAACAGGGCAGCCCCAUGUGUGUGCUACAUAGACUUCCACUGAGAUUUUGUGUGAAGAAAGUUUCCUGUGGCUGUAAGAUUAAAACCCAACUGCCUUCUUGCUUUUUGAAUGAUUCUAGAAGUCCACGGUUCCCUCCUAAGCGUUGUUCAAAAGGGAGGUGGGGGCUGUUCUGUCAGUGGUUUGACAGUGCUGCCCUCUUGUUGGUGCUUUCGACCCAAGAUAUGCCUGGAUCUUUAGAUUGUUUCCUUCGGUGAUGUGUUCUGACUGGCACUAAGCAGGACAGCUGGCCAGUUAGUGUUUUUCAUUCUCAUCUCUUUCCUUCUCAGAAGCUCUUGCAGGAAGGUCAGCUUAUGGGACUUAUCUCAAUACUUCCCAUCAACUUGACACUAGAUCACAGUGGGACCCACAUGCCAUACGUUGUGAGAUAAGUUAGCCAGGGUCUCAGUCAUCAGAACUCAGACACUCUUUUCCUGACUCUGCUGUCAACGAACUGUGGCCUUGGCUAAGUCACCGGCCUUCUCUAGGCCUGAGUUUACACAUUUGCACAAUGAGGAGAUUGGACUGAAGGUGUCUUAGAAGUUCUUUUGGCUCCAACAGUCAAUGAUUUCAUGUAACAUCAGCUACUUUCCCCUCCGACAGUGGCAGUUAUAUUAUGAACACGGAAGAGGGAGCGUCCUGGCCCAUCCAUGGAUCUCCAUUUUCCCACGGUUAACAUGAGGAGACCCCAUCCCAUUUUACCAAGCUGGGGUGGCGGUGGAGGGGAGUUGGUAAAUGAUUUAUUGAGUGCUUUGAUGGGAAGAGGAGCUUUGAUGAGGCUGACUAGUGUCAUGCCUUCCUCUCCCCAGCCAGUUCUGGGGAUAGACAUGUUGACCUUUGGGUGGUAGGAUGGUCCCUUCUUGUAAAGGGAAAAGGUGACCUGUUCUUCAGGUGCCUGCUAUUUCAUGUUAACUUUUCUUGCUCCAAUUGAAACACAGGGUUCAGAGCAUUGGGUAUUUGUAGAAAGGAAGUACACUAGGCCAGAAGAACUCAGUCUUCUAAAAGUGGCCGCCACGCAGCAGGAAGAAAGUGAGGCAGGCCUUGCAGAUAUCCUUGCCGAUGGCAGACUGUCCAAGGUGGAUAUCCUGGUGGACAAGUUCAAAGUUGAAGUGGCCACAGAGGAAAUGGUGGGAGCCAGAGGAGCAAACACCCAGCAAAAAGGAAGAAUGAUUGCAAGCCCUGAAGACUUCGAGUCACUGUGGGAGGAGGGCCCCCGGGUCGGGAAUGGCCCAGGAGGGGAUCCCCUGGCUGCAGGCUGCACUCUGGCAGAAAAGCUUCCUGAGGGCUCCCAGCUCAGGAUGGGCACCGGGGAGGCCACCAUCAGGAAGCGCCGGGUCUCGAGUCAGUGGGAGAGCCACGUGGAGCUAAGAAAGGAGCUGGAGGAGAUCCAGACUUGUGGAAGGCCCACUGCCCUGGGGGCCGGGCCAACAGAGGUGGAUGUCUCAUUUUCAACCUCUGACAAGGGAGGACUUCAGUCGUUUCUGCUGGACCCAGCCCACGAGGAAGACAGAGCUGACUCGAGUGAUGAAACCGAUACUUCCUGUGCAGAGAGGAGCUUCUAUUUCAACUAUGGAGAGAAAGAUUUUGAAGACCAAAUCCUCCCUCCACUGUUGGAGGAGAGAGGAGAGUGCCGGAAAGCCCCUCCUGGAGAUGAGACCAGGCGGGAGCUCCCGGGAGAGCUUGCAGAGCGCUCUGAGCUGAGGGCCUCUGCCCAGUGGGGCUCUCCGACAGCUUCCAGAAGGAGCAAGGAUGAAGAUGGUGAAGCUCACAUAGCUUCCUUGGAGAAAGGGGUGGGGUCUCCCAGGGACCACGGAGGACCCAAUGACCUGGAGGCCUUUGACCAGCAGCUUGGUAAUGGAUCUUUUCCAGGGCAGAGAUUUGCUAAGGCUUGGGAAGAAGCAGGGUGGAGGGUGGAAGGAGAGUUUACCCACCCAGCCCCUGCCAUUACUGCAGAGGAAGAGGCCCCCGGGAGUCUAGAUUUGAUGGGAAAGGCUGAGAAAAGUCCCCCAGCAGCAUGGAGGAACCACUCGCCUCACAGAGGAGCGGGUGUGUGCCCAGACUUCCCGGCCUGCGCCCUUCCAUGGACACUAGCCAAACCGGACAGAGACGACAACUUGCCCAAAGACAAGGGACCAGUUCACACCCAAACAGGACAACCCAUGAGGGAGCACAGCAAGGUUCACACGGAGUUUCUUCAGAUGGAGGUGAUCAACCCCCUCCCAGCCUCCUGUGGUCCCUUUCAGGCUCCUCCUAAGGAAGCUUCUGUGAGCCCAGCCUCUCAUGGGUCAGGGGAGCCUUUGCAGCUUGGGGAUCCCUUUGGAGAACAGCCCCCUGUGUUUCUCAGAGGGAGCCCAGAACCCAAGGACCAAGUGGAGCCUGUUGUGACUCUGGACAGAGGUGAGCGCAAGGCACCUCCCGUUGCCAGCAGAAAGCGCAGAGUUGUUCUUGAAGAAGUUGAGGGAGUUGCAGCUCUAAGGUUGGGGUUCCCUUCAGGGAAGCCAAAGAUGACUCCUUUCCAAGCUGGGGGCCAAGAGGGCUCCCUGGAAGACAUCAGCAAGACCUCAGUGGCCAACAAAAUUUGGAUCUUUGAGACCCAUGGAGCUGAAAGUUGGCGAGCGAGUCAGGGCGAAACAUGGGCCCUUCCAAGUGGGUUGUCUUCAGAGGCCUCCCUAGGUCAGGCAGAGCAGCAGCAGAAUAAGCUUUCAGACCUGGGCUUCGUCCAACUCCCACCCCCAGAGGACAUCGCCGGCCCCAAUGCCACGCAUUCCUCAAUGAUGUCACCCACUACCAGCCACGAGGGCGUUUCUACUACAUCCCACCAGGAACUCGAGCUCAUGUCUCCCGAUUCGGGCUGCGAAACUACGCUGGAGGAAGCUACUGGGGGAGCUGGCCACAACAAAUCCGGAGAUGCAGUCAGGGAAGAGAAGCGCCUCGCCAGUUUAACAGCAAAACCCCCUGGGAAAGGGGGGCGCCUGGGAUUCGUCAGUCCCUCAGGCCCUCAGAGAGCAGGGCUGAGGGAGGGCUCGGAGGAGAAAGUCAAACCACCACGUCCCAGGGCCCCAGAGAGUGACACAGGCGAUGAGGACCAGGACCAGGAGAGGGACGCGGUGUUCCUGAAGGACAACCACCUGGCCAUCGAGCGUAAGUGCUCCAGCAUCACCGUCAGCUCCACGUCCAGCCUGGAGGCAGAGGUCGACUUCACCGUCAUGGGUGACUACCACGGCAGCGCCUUCGAAGACUUCUCCCGCAGUCUGCCCGAGCUCGACCGAGACAAAAGCGACUCAGACACAGAGGGCCUGGUGUUCUCCCGGGAUCUCAGCAAGAGGGGCCCCAGCCAGGACGACGAGUCCGGGGGCAUCGAGGACAGCCCGGAUCGAGGGGCCUGCUCCACCCCGGAUAUGCCCCAGUUUGAGCCCGUGAAAAUGGAAACCAUGACCGUCAGCAGCCUGGCCAUCAGGAAGAAGAUCGAGCCAGAGGCUGUGCUGCAGACCAGAGUCACCACUGUGGACACCCAGGUGGAUGGGACUGCCCUAGGGGGAAAGGAAUUCAUAACCACUGCUCCCUCCAUCACCACUGAGACCAUAUCAACCACCAUGGAGAACAGUCUCAAGUCCGGGAAGGGGGCAGCUGCCAUGAUCCCAGGCCCACAGACGGUGGCCACGGAAAUCCGUUCUCUUUCUCCGAUCAUCGGGAAAGAUGUCCUCACCAGCACCUACGGCGCCACCGCGGAAACCCUCUCCACCUCCACCACCACCCAUGUUACUAAAACUGUGAAAGGAGGGUUUUCUGAGACGAGGAUCGAGAAGCGAAUCAUUAUUACUGGGGACGAAGAUGUUGAUCAAGACCAGGCCCUGGCUUUGGCCAUCAAGGAGGCCAAACUUCAGCAUCCUGACAUGCUGGUAACCAAAGCUGUCGUAUAUAGAGAAACAGACCCAUCCCCGGAGGAGAGGGACAAGAAGCCACAGGAAUCCUGACCUCUAUGAAGAGAUGCUGGCGUUUCUGGUCCAACUCAAGCCAGAGAACCAUUAAGAAGGGGCCUUCAUUCUGGAUUCUCCGAGUCAACACCGACGUCCCAGCUGCGACGUACUGUCACUGAUGAGAGACUGGGAGAGGAAAAGCAAAUAUAUAUAUAUAUAUAGAUAUAUAUAGAUAUAGAUAUAUAUACAGGAAACACUGCAUCCUUGCACUGCUUCUGGGGCUGGCCGGGCAGUCGGCCAACAGCAACAACCAACAUCUGAACACCUACAUUUCCUUUGCAGACAAAUUGAAGAAUUGGUGGGAUUUUUUCAGGAAAAAAAAUUAUAAUGCCAAUAAUCCCUUGCUAUCCCCUUCGAAGGCCUGCGGAGCAACAUGAGCAAGCAGCCCAGGAUGACUGCUGGGACGCAGCACCGACUGCGCAGCACAUCCGGUGCACGGACCUUCCGUUUGUUCUCCAGUGUCUGUUGCCCAUGCAAGUGCAAAGGAAAACCCUUUUGCAGCAAAGCGAGACACGCUGAAGCAGCAAGACACACAACGAGAAAGAAAAGACAUUUCCCACUUGGAAAGGAGGAGGAGGAACACUGGAUUAUUAUUUUAUGGGUCUUGACACUGGGCUGCAAAAUCCACCUUCCUUUCUUCCGCCUCCCCUCCCCCUCACAAGUCUUGUCAUUUUCUGUCUCGACUCCCUCCUCCCAACCCUGCACCCCUUGCCCUCUGUCCGGGUCCUGCUGAGGGCCACUGCAGAUGACUCAUUUGAAACAAGAAAAAGAAAAGAAAGCAGGGACGGAAAACCAUCCCGCAGGAAGGGAAGUAGACAUUGUAUGUUUAUGGUUCUCAUUACGAAGGUGCAGCUUGUAGGAGAUUUGUAUGGAUGUGCUUUUAAGUUAUGUAUAUGACAUAUAACGGGAAACAAAUAUUAAAAUAAACAGUGCUGGUAAGUAUGAAGCUGACAGUUUAAAAUUAUGAUUAUCUGACUGUGAUUGAUGUAUCCCAAGGUUCCUAGAUCUCACUGAACCGGCCCAGCCAAGGAGGCCUGGACUCUGGCUGUGGGCUGCUCACAGUAGGAGCUGCUGGGUUCAGUGUAGUAAUUCAGUGUGUGAUAUUUGUCAUUGGUUGAUUGGUGGGGAGGGGAGGGGUCCCCGAAUGGAGAAGCGGGGGUUUGGCAAGAAGGAAGCAACACAGCUAUGGUCCAAGAUGCCUUCUCCCCUGGGCAGUAACAACCAGGGCCUGGUCCGUGCUCAGAUGUGGGGCCCAGAGUUAGGAUUUUGCUGCGGAUCCCCUGGCCCAGUCCCCCUACCUCCCUAAGGGGGCUUGUCUCUGUUCUCAGUCCUCUGGGUUUUUUUUGCCACAUGUCUUGCCUUUCCCUGACCAAAUCCUGGUAGCUAACUCCCCAUCCCAAGUGGGGUGAUGCCAUUGGCCACUGCAGAGGAUGGUAGCUUUAUCCGGCUUCCUGAAAACUCCCAGCUCUGUCUCUUCCUCUACCAUUCCUGUUCUCUGUCUGAGUCAUUCUCUUCUUCGUGGGCUGAAGCAGCCAUGGGAGCGACCCCAAACACAGGGUAGGCCUAGGUGAAAGCUGAGGAUGAAAGGUGGUGCUGCUCACAGUCUCCAUCCACGUGUUAGACCCUGGCUUUGGAGACCUCCCCUUCGGUCAGCAUCUGAGCUCUGAGCCUGUGCCCUCAGAGUCCCAGAAAUUGCAUCAAGACCACAGAAGCCCUUGGAGAAAACCCAUCAAAAGCCUGGCAUUGACACACAGGGGCUUUCCCAGGCUCUCCUGGCACAAGCUGGCCCCCUGAGCUCAAUGAGUCCCCUCCUGAGGGAGUGUGUCCCACUGCACUUUAACGUAUCAGUCCCAUCUCACCUCCCCAGUCCUGUUUCUGAAGCAGUUGCUAAACUCACUCAGCAAAUAUAUAUUGAGUACCUGCUUGUGCCAGGCACUGUUCUUGGAUUGAGAGAAUGUGGGGCACAUGGAGGCACCUGGGAAGCCCCCUGAGCCAGCCUUACAUUUCUAACCAGGGCUGUCUCUCUGAGAGCAUUUCUGCAUUCUCUCCAAUUAUUGGACGUUGCCCACGGAUGCCCUCCAGAGAGCCCAGGCUUAUCAAUUACCCCAAGGAUAAAUACGCUUAGCUGCUUUGGUGCUGACCUGGGACAGAACAAGAAACCAGAAUAGUGUGCCUCUGUGGACACAAAUGGGAUGGAGGGAGGGCAGAGAGCCCUGAGCCUGGGCAUCCCAUGGCAGAAUCAGCCACACACACUCCAGAGCAGGCCGGGGGACUGCUCCAGCUCCCCCUGAGUGCGACAGCACACUUGCCAUGCACCAAGCUUCUUUUUACAUUCCUGAUACAGAAGCCCCUUUCAACCUGAGAGCUCCCACUCGUUCUGGGCCAAAAGCUGGUGUAGCCCCACCCUCUCUGGCUCACCCAGAAUUUGACUCAGGCACCCCGUCUUUGCCGGAACCAGGGAUCCUGAACACACUUCAGAGGGAGAAUUAUUUUUUUCUGGGUUCUCCACCUGCCUACAGACCCUGGGUGUGUGGCUUCAGGGCAGGGAUGAAGUGACCAGGCUUAGCUCAUGGGCCAGUGGCGUUUGUGGAGAUCUCUACCCCACCAAUGCGCUGACCUUCCUUCCACGACAGUCAGUCAGUGCCCCCAGGGAGGAGGGGAGCUGCAAGCUAAAUCUAGGGCACUGUUUCCUCCCCAUGCGCCUCUUCACAAAGGACAUCGACGUUUGUCUUAUCUGUCGUCAACCUACUUUUCCUUUUUACUUUUUUCUAUUUCUCAUUCUUUCUGUGCUGCCUCUCCACCCCAGAGACCAUGUAGCAUAGUGGAGAAGGCCCAGAGGGCGGGCAGGAGUGCUCGUGGCCAUCCUGGCCCGGUGCCUGGCUCGCCAUGGGCCAUCGAGCUCGUCUGGGCUCUCCUGGGGCCUCGGUUCCCGUCGCACUUGUAAAAGGACGCGGAUAAGCCAGAUGCCCUCCAGGGUCUUUUUCUGCUCUGCCAUCCCACAGACUUUCAUUUUACUUUGCUUUCUCUGGAUCUUUUCCAUCUGAGAGGACAGGAAGUUCCAGGACCUGUUUUGGGUUUUGAAUCCUGCAAGCACAUUCCAAGACUGGCCUGAAAUUGCAUGAGCAACAUCACUCUAAUUUAUUUUCCCCCCAAAAGCACCUUACCAAACAACUGCAAUGCUGUCCUGUUCCUUUUUACUCACACCCCUCUCUCUUCUCUGGUCCCCACGCUCCCCCACCUCAGUGCUCCGUGCUGUAUGCGUGUGCUCUCUGUUCUUGUAUACUCAAUAAAAGUGAAAUAAAUGUGUUUGAUGCUCAACCACAAA